UGCUGUGUGUGUGAAAGAGAGAGAGAGAGAGAGAGAGAGAGAGAGAGAGAGAAAACAUAGAGGGAGAGAAAGAGGGUACCAUUUACAACGACCUUUCCAAAUCUAAUGGCAUGUGAGCGCAUUUGUGCGCUUUGAAGCAGAUGAUACCCGAGCACACACAGAACAGGUCUGCGCGUAAGGUUAGCGCUGCGAUGCUUCUAAAUAGUUUGAAACAGUGCCGUGUUAACUGCGAUGAAUAAAAUCAAGGCAACUGAAAAGUUUAGUUUAGUAAUAAGGUAGUCAUCAGCCCUGCCUUACAACAGGAGGAAUCUGCUGCUGCGGCGAUCAUGUUCUGACUCUGUCUGGUGCAGAACAGACGGAGCGGAAUGAAGUCGGUGAUAUGGAGCGCCAGACGGCGGCCGUUCCAGCGCUUCUGCUGCUGUGCAUUCGGGUUUCUCGUGGUUGUGUGGGUCGCACAGGUCCUGCAACUGACAGAGUUGGAGUCUUCGUGGCCAGAAACUGACUUUCCCAGACGCAGGGUCCUACAGUAUGGAAUUGAUAAUCAAACAAUUGACACUCCCAGAGCAGCAAUUCAUGAGUUCCCUGAGGACAUCUUCACCAAAGAACAGCUGAAGAGAGGUGCCAUACUACUACACGUGCUAUGUGCCAUCUAUAUGUUCUACGCACUUGCUAUUGUUUGCGAUGACUUUUUUGUCCCCUCCCUGGAGAAGAUCUCAGAGAAUCUACAGUUGAGUGAAGACGUGGCUGGAGCUACUUUUAUGGCUGCAGGAAGUUCAGCUCCUGAAUUAUUUACUUCUUUAAUCGGUGUAUUUAUCACAGAGGGGGACGUCGGAGUAGGAACCAUUGUAGGGUCAGCUGUCUUUAACAUACUGGUCAUCAUUGGAGUGUGUGGCAUCUUUGCCCGUCAGACGGUGACCCUUACCUGGUGGUCUAUGUUCAGAGACUCGCUCUACUACAUCUUCUCAGUGUUGGCCUUGAUUUUGGUUAUCUAUGACGAACAAGUUGUAUGGUGGGAAUCCAUGCUUCUGAUCUCCAUGUAUGGAGUCUAUAUCCUUAUCAUGAAGUUUAACAGUCAGAUUGCCAGCUUUGUCCAAAGAUCAUGUGGCAGUCCAGCCCAGUGUUGUGUCAGGAGAGAAAUGUCCACAGAAAAAGAGGGUGAUGAAGUCAAUUGCAACACCUCCAUGGUGCUGUUGAGGAAAGCUCCAGCAGGCUCAGGGCAGGAGUCCCCAGUAGUGAUGGUGGAUGAGCUGCUGAUCUUGAGGCCACACCAGCUCUCAUUCCCAGAGGCUGGGCUUCGUGUCAUGAUCACGCCACAUUUCUCCCCACGUACUCGUCUGACUAUGGCUGGACGCAUGCUCAUCAGUGAGAGACAGCGACUGCUCAGGGAGAGCAGGACCCCAGUGAAGACAUUCAGUUCUAGAGGAAUAGUAAAUGGAGGAAGUGUUGAAGCACAGCCACUUGAGGAUGCAGAAAUGAUGGAUGGUAAGAAAGGAGUCAAGGUGGAGGUGGAAAAUAAUCAGCCUGAAGAAGAGGAUGAGGAUGGGGAUGAAAGGUUCAAACCUCUCCAUAUUCCUGCUGGUUACUGUGCGCGUAUGAAGUGGUUUGUAUCGUGGCCGCUGGGUGUUUUGCUGUAUUGCACAGUGCCUAACUGUGUUUUGCCACGUUGGCAUCGCUGGUUCAUGAUCACCUUUAUUGCUUCAACUUUAUGGAUUGCUAUUUUUUCCUACCUCAUGGUGUGGAUGGUCACCAUCAUCAGCUACACGCUAGAUAUUCCGGAUUACAUCAUGGGAAUCACUUUCCUGGCUGCUGGCACUAGUGUACCCGACUGCAUGGCAAGCCUUAUUGUUGCCCGUCAAGGUAUGGGGGACAUGGCAGUGUCUAACUCCAUUGGCAGCAAUAUUUUUGACAUCCUGCUGGGACUGGGUUUCCCCUGGGCUCUAAGAACUCUAGUAGUACACCAUGGAUCAACAGUAUUCAUCAAUAAUAAGGGCCUGGUUUAUUCUGUCAUCCUGCUGCUCGCAUCAGUCUUCCUCACAGUCCUGAGUGUGCAUCUGAAUGGCUGGAAGCUGGAUCGGAAACUAGGGUUUGGUCUCUUGCUCCUUUACUCCGUUUUUUUGCUCUGCUCCAUCCUCUUUGGUCAGCUCUAGAGGCUUCACAUGAGUUUAUAUCCUGCAAUUCUGACUUUUUUUUUUUUUUUUUUCAUUGUUUUUGGUUGAAUUUUAUAGUGCUUUUUACUGUAGAUCAGGUACUAAAUCUUGGCUGAUUUCAUGCCUGCAUCCAAUGUAGCAGCAAAAGGAGAUUUUGUGCUCUACAGAAUGGUUUUUGGAGAAUUUCAACUGAUAUGACAGUGUUCAGAUCCGAUCAGCUCUUUGUUCUGUCCAUUAAGCUCUGCUUUAAGCUGGAAGGUAUACUGUAUAAUAUGUUUCUAUCUACAGUCUGGCAUCUUACAAGAACACUGAAGUAUUACAAUAAGUCACUGUUUAGCUGCUUAUAAUUUCAGUACUUUGCUGUGUUAAACCCUUGUGAAAAAGAAGUACACUUCUAAAACCUAAGUGUCAUGACUGUUUCUUAACACACUUUUGACAAGUGUACUUUGUAAUAAAGAGUUUAAAAACUUUUCAUUUGACAUUAAGUGCACUUAAGUGGCCUUUUAAUUCAAUUAUAUCUGCAAGUACAGUUUUUUAAAAAUAUAAAUGUUGAGAUUUGAAGUACAUUACAAGUGCACAUUCAAUACAAUCAUGCACACUUCUUUUUCACAAGGGUAGUCCUGCUGCUGUGUUAAUUUGUACAACUUGGCUGUACGAUUGGCUGAGCUGCAUUCCAAGAGUACCAAUAGAGAGUAUAACAGCACUGGGACAUUUCACACAGUUUGUAUUAGUCUGCUUGUCUGUGUUCAGAGCUUUCCAGCUUAUUUAUACAGUCUCUCUCACUAUUGAGGUAAUGUAAAACUCAUAGUGGAGCUGGACCCGAGUGAUUACAAAACGCUGGAAAUGGCUGUUUUUCAGCCUUACUGAUGUACACUAUACCAGACCAGCUUUCAGUCUGUUUGUUACUUGGUGACAUCCAAAACUUGAUGCUUUGGCUUCUUCUGAAACUACAUUUGAGAUUGUAUGUUUACAUACACCUUGCAGAAUAUGAGAAAUGUCAAUUUAAAAAAAAAAAAAAAGGAUCAUAAAAAUGUCAUGUUGUUUUUUUAGUACUGCCCUGAAUAUCAGCCUUAAUGAAUGGUCCACAAGACCAAAAAUUAAAUAAAAAAUGAAUUGACAAAUGAAUCAGUUCAAAAGUUCACACCCUUGAAUCUUAAUACUGUGUGCAGUUACCUAUAAAAUCCAUGUUAUGUUUUUAAUUCAGCUAUUAUUUUGUCUUGUGGACUAUAUGUAAACAACUGUGGUGUAUUUAUUCAGAGAAGCUUAUUUAGGGAAACACUAAAUACAAAACGAAAUGCAAUUUUUAUGAUUAUUCUUAUGUAUUUAUUUUUUAAUUAUUCGAAUUUUGCAGGCUCUACAAGGUGUUUGCAAACGUAUGACCACAACUGCAUUUCUAUAUAGUUCUAAAUAAGACUCUUUAUGAAUUCAUUGUUUAUAGAACAGUUGUAUAAAGCAUCACUUGCAGUCGUGCUGUACUCAGUAUCAGCAUUCAGACGUAGAUAAUCACAGAGUUCUCAAUUCAAAACAACAUACUGUACCACAUGACAGCAUUAAACAAGUUGUUUUUAGGAAUAUAUGUAAUGAUCAAGCAUGCAUGCAUCUAAGCUAAAUAUAGUGUUGGGUUUGUAACUUCUGAAAUAAUUUGGCACUGAUUAAAAAUUUUUAAUCAGUAACUGUCUUUUAGAUUACACGUUUUAAGUAUUAUAAUUUAAUUAUUUUUGUAGCACUUGAGCUAUAUCUUAUUUAUUUUAAUAUAAAAAUAAUGUUGUAUUGUUCUGACAAAAAAUACAAAAAAAAGACCAAAUAUGAACAUAUUCCUUAAACAUAUUCCUUAAACUACUGCACACCUUUAUUAUCAACACAAACAGCCUUAAUUGUUUCUUCAAUUAUUGCAUGUUUUUUUUUUUUUUUUUUUUUUAAUAGCUAAUUUGUGAAUUAAAGAAAUAUUUCACCCAGAAAUGAAAAUUUUGUCAUGAUUUACUCACUCUCAAGUUGCUCCAAACUAAAAAUAUUUUGAGUAAUGCAUCAUUUUUUUUGUUUUCCAUUCAAGUGUACCAUUUCUAAAAAUAUCUUCUUUUGUGAUAGAAUUUUAAUUUUUGGGUGAACUAUAUUAAGUACCAUUUAACACCACUUUCAUCACACAAUAGUAAACCAGUUAACUAUUAAAGUUUAAUAGUUAUUACUUUUGCUGUGGAUAUAAGCAUCUUUUGGAAAUCAA
This is a messenger RNA of Megalobrama amblycephala (Wuchang bream), 4365 nucleotides long. Its product is annotated as sodium/potassium/calcium exchanger 3. The coding region runs from base 366 to 2147 and encodes 593 amino acids. Gene Ontology annotation, molecular function: calcium, potassium:sodium antiporter activity; calcium channel activity. Gene Ontology annotation, biological process: intracellular calcium ion homeostasis; calcium ion transmembrane transport. Gene Ontology annotation, cellular component: membrane. The record is from RefSeq and is a predicted model, not a curated record. The transcript has 17 exons. Lineage: Eukaryota; Metazoa; Chordata; Actinopteri; Cypriniformes; Xenocyprididae.